Messenger RNA from Dracunculus medinensis (Guinea worm), 261 nucleotides. NCBI's taxonomy places the organism in Eukaryota, Metazoa, Nematoda, Chromadorea, Rhabditida, Dracunculidae. The record is from the annotation of a GenBank genome assembly.
AUGUAUCGUUAUUUACUCUCUAUAGAAUUUGCUUGCAGACAUGUAAUAAUUCCGAGAACUUUAGUCAAAUUUGUGCCAAAAGAUAGGCUAAUGACGGAGAAUGAAUGGCGUGAUCUCGGUAUUCAGCAGAGUAGAGGUUGGGAAAAUUACAUGGUUCAUGCGCGUGAACUUCACAAUGACUUUCGUAGACGAUUAACUUUUUUUACAAAGUCAGACUCAGGAAGUAGUAGUCGGUUUCUUUGUUUAUCUCUAAAUUUUUAA